UCUCCCUCUCUAACGAAAACACUUUCGGGAAGAAUAAAGUUCGUGCGCUCGGCCAGUGUUAGUACUCGGAGCCAAACCGUGGCCUAGCAGGAAGGACGGCCCGACUAUGUGGAGAAGGAAACGGGCGCUCGGGGAGUCCUUGGCCGGGCUCGUAUGUCUCGUGGCCCUUGUCGAUGCUUAUCGAUUCCUGAGCCAGAGCACAGCCUCCCAGUUCCUGAGCAGGCAGAGGAGAGCCAACUCUCUGUUUGAGGAGAGCAAGAAGGGCAACCUGGAGAGGGAGUGCAUCGAGGAGCUGUGCAACAAGGAGGAGGCCAGGGAGAUCUUCGAGAACAACCCGGAGACGGAAUACUUCUACCCCAAAUAUGUUGCUUGUCUGGGUUCACACCGCGUCGGCAUCAACAAUCCAAACUCAGACCCCAUUCCGUCGGAUCUUCGCACAUGUGUGACGGAGAUCAGUGACCAAUGCACGCCGCCGCCGUGCUACAAGGAGGGUUCGAAUCGCUGUUUGGACGGACAGGCGUCCUUCACGUGCGAGUGUAAGCCCGGCUGGAAGGGGCAGCGCUGUGAGGACGACAUCGAUGAGUGUUCAGAUCCUGAGUUUCCAGCGGGAUGUAACCAGAAAUGUUACAACCUACCCGGUAGUUUCUACUGCAUGUGUGAAGAUGGCUACUCCAUCAACAACAAGGUCGACUGCAUCGAUAAUGAUGAAUGCCUGUUGUACCCCAGUAUCUGUAACGACCCGGCUACAUGUGUCAACACGCCAGGCAUGUACGAGUGCCAGUGUCCCCUUGGUUUCAAAUAUGACUUCUCCUCCAAGAGCUGCAAUGAUAUAGACGAGUGCAAGUUGAAUGUGUGCGACGGGCAGUGUAUGAACACUGCAGGCAGCUUCUCCUGCCACUGCGAUGGCCGUCAGCGUCUGUAUUUGGGGGAGGACGAGCGGUACUGUAAAAUAAUCCCCGUUUGUGUGGACCUGUAUGACGACAGGCGCCCAGAGAUGCUUUACCUGGGAGAGCAGUUCGCCGGCCUUCCUGUCAUCUUUCUGCGCUUCCGUCUGCCAGAGAACACAAAGUUUGCAGCAGAGUUUGACUUCCGUACAUUUGACCCAGAGGGGGUCGUGCUGUACGCCGAGUCCUCGCAGGACUCGUGGUUCAUGUUGGGGCUAAGAGGCGGUCGCAUUGAAGUCCAGUUCAAGAACCAGCACACGUUCAAGGUCACUAGCGGAGGGAAAGCCAUCAAUGAUGGACAGUGGCAUGUGAUCUCCGUGGAUGAGUUGGAGAGCAGCAUCAGUGUGAAGAUCAGUAUGGAAGCUGUGAUGAGCAUCAACAGCCCGGACAGCCUCUUUACUUCGGUGAACGGCAAACUGGAGACCAAGGUCUACUUAGCUGGUCUGCCCAACCGCACUGACAACGUCAUCAAGCCUAUCAACCCUCGACUCGAUGGCUGCAUUCGGGGCUGGAACCUCAUGAAUCGGGGAGAGUCUGGGGUAAAGGAGGUCAUCCAGGAGAAGAAGAGUAAACAUUGCUUUGUGUUUGUGGAACGAGGGUCUUUCUUUGCGGGGCAAGGACUGGCACACUUCAACAUUGACUACAGUGAUUCUGGGAGUUGGAACGUCGAUAUAAAGAUGAACAUCCGUCCGUCCAGCAGCACAGGUGUCCUCUUUGCUCUCGUCCACAACAACGCAGUCCCCCUUUCAGUUGCCGUGGUAACACAGGGAGCAAAAGAUGCUAACUUGCAAGUUUUCUUGGACGGCGUCUCCGUGGCAACGCUGGAUUCAGUGAUGUUGUGUUACCCUGACCGAGUGACAGUGCAGCUGAAUGUGACUCCCACGGAAAUCCAAAUCUCAGCCAACUCCUCUACUGUGGCCUUCAUGAAGUCUGAUGCCCUGCAGGAGGCACUGAAGCACCUCAACAGCACCAUGCAGAACCCCAUCAGUACAUACAUUGGGGGGAUACCAGUCCACGUCCCGCUAACUGCCACCCCUGUGACGGCCUUUUACCACGGCUGCAUGGACAUCGCGAUCAACGGCCAGCAGCUGGACUUUGACAAUGCUCUCAGCAAACAUAACAGCAUCUGGUCCCACUCGUGUCCCCCUGUGUCGGCCCCUGAGGGUGACCCCGAGGCAACGCACCCGCACAGAAAGUGACCUGGACUAACAGUACAUUGAAAAAAGCCCAGCAAAAAGGCAGAAUCCCACAGCAGCCCCAUCCCGGGACAUUUUGGAAGGAUAUAUACAUAUAUAUAGAACGAGCAGGAAGUGACAAGAGGAGACAGAGGUUGACUAUUGUAGUCACUUUUGUCAACUUUCUCAAAUGGGUUCAUUUAUGCUUUGGGUUGGGCUUUUUUGCCAUUCAGUAUUAUUUUUUCUGUCCAGGCAGCAUUCUUUUUUUGCGGUAUUUCUUAUAGUGAGGCACAAGCUGGCUUGCCAGAGAGCGAGCAGAAGCUGGAUUGCUGGAUGACGUAGUUGUAGCAGUUUGUUGCUAUGAAUUAAAUAAUUUCCAAGACACAUUCAAAAAGAGCGGAGCUCUGUAGCACACACGCCAUGCGUUGAAAAGAGGUGGUUAUGCUUUUGUAGAAAAAUAAACAAAUGGUCACUGUUGACCAGGCUUUGAGACCACAUGCAUCCUUUUCCCUGUUGAUGCAUUACAGUACUUUCUCUAACUUCCCUUCAAUCUGGGUUUCUUGGGAGGCAAACGUCGUGGAGACAACUAGCAAUUGUGGUGUUGAAAACCACAGAAGAGAAAGUGGAGCCUCGAGGCUCUUCCCCCCAACGCUGUUGCGUUUUCUUGUUUGAAUUAGCAUCCCUUACCGGAGGUCUGCCUUCCUGAAAUGUGGUCUAUCAUUUGAUUGUUCCCAGAACCCAACAUUGCUUUUCUCCAGAUGUUUUACACUUCUCAGCCAAAUGCAGAGUUUUCCUGGUUGGUCCGUUUUUUAGAAGUCAUAUGACUUAAAUGUAGUUGUUUGUUUUAAUAAAAAUGUUCAAAGCAACUGGA
Molecule: messenger RNA, 2990 nt
Organism: Pungitius pungitius (ninespine stickleback)
Lineage: Eukaryota; Metazoa; Chordata; Actinopteri; Perciformes; Gasterosteidae
Gene: pros1
Product: protein S
Exons: 14
Coding region: 107-2143 (678 amino acids)
Cellular component (GO): extracellular region
Molecular function (GO): calcium ion binding
Source: RefSeq, a predicted model, not a curated record